Dichotomopilus funicola is the source of this 648-nucleotide messenger RNA. RefSeq lists its product as uncharacterized. The transcript is spliced from 2 exons. The coding region runs from base 1 to 648 and encodes 215 amino acids. The record is from RefSeq and is a predicted model, not a curated record. Lineage: Eukaryota; Fungi; Ascomycota; Sordariomycetes; Sordariales; Chaetomiaceae.
AUGCGUUUCACCUCGAUCGUCCUGACCGCUGGGCUUGCCCUCUUCGCCAAUGCCGCGACCCCCGCUACCUCGGUCGCUGCUACUACCACCUACGAUGCUGUCCAGGCCUCGCAGAGCGCCGUGCAGGAGGCCAUCCUCCGCUGCCUGAAGGCCUGCAAGGCCGGCGACGUCAACUGCCAGGCCAAGUGCAUUGCUGUGCCUUCCCCUGACGAUAGCCAGGUCAACGACACCACCAAGUGUGUUGCCAACUGCCCCAAGGGCAAGGGCACCGAGGCCGACAACAACAAGUACUCCCAGUGCGUCCAGGACUGCAUCGGCCAACACUACUUCACCGGCUCGGCCGGUGCUCCCCCGCAGGCCACCAGCACCGCCGGCUCCGGCUCCGGCUCCGGCUCGGGUUCUAGCUCGGGCUCUGGUGACGCUUCCAGCACCGGUGGCGCUGGCUCUGGUUCGGGCUCUGGCUCGGGUAACAGCGACAGCACUGGCAGCGCUGGCAACGGCAACGGUCCCACCGGCACCAGCGGCAACGGCGCUUCGCAGACCACUGGCAACGCGGCUGCGUCCUCGACUGGUGCCGCUUCGCUCGUGGGUGUCUCCUCGGGUGUUGCUGGUGUCUUCGGCUUCAUCGCCGCUGUCCUCGCUCUGUAA